Molecule: messenger RNA, 851 nt
Organism: Ceraceosorus guamensis
Lineage: Eukaryota; Fungi; Basidiomycota; Exobasidiomycetes; Ceraceosorales; Ceraceosoraceae
Exons: 2
Coding region: 170-682 (170 amino acids)
Source: RefSeq, a predicted model, not a curated record
CUCAACUCUUGACUGUUGACUCGUGACUGUAUACACUCGUGACUCAUGAUCAAGACCCAUCACAACAUCCCUUCACAAGUCGCUAUCGUAUCACACUGCAUGCGUGCUCAGCGCGUCUGACGUGGCUUCACUCCAAGCCGCUGACGCGCUGAGAAGGCCUCCAUUGAGAAUGCCUGACUUUCAGCCUUUCAUCUACGAAACGCAUGGAUGGAGCGCGACAUUCAGCCUGCAGCCUACCUCGCGGCAGGUGGCACUGCACGCCAUAUCUGCCGGUGAGGAGCCAGCUUCGUCUAGAGACGUCUGUGCAGCGCUGGAGAAAUGCGCGCACGCACAGUGGCUUAGCAAAGAUUCCCAAGCGAUGCCCUUGGGGCACCUCCUUCUGAGUCACGCCGAAUUAGGUGAUGCGGGUCUGGAAAGGGUUCUCGAGACAUUGUGCAAGUACAAACUCGGUCAUCUUGGACGUGACGCCGAGCGCUUUGAAGAUGAGGAGGAUCCUCAAGCGAAGCCAGGCUAUCAAAGAACACGCAGAGCAUACAUCCGCUUAAGAACGCUGCGCAUCGACAACAAUUCAUUGACGGACAAGAUACUGGACCCGCUUGCCUCUUAUCUUCAGAACAAUGUCGACCUGCUGCAUCUUGAUCUAAGCGGCAACGAUCUGGUGAUUGCUGCUCAAAGCUUUUAAGAGCGCUAGGCACUUCGAAUUUAAAGACGAUUCAGCUGAAUUCAAAUUCGUUCAGUGCUCGAAACCUGGCGUCCUUGCUGGACAACCUCUACGCUCCAGCUCUUCGAGCGAUUCAUCUAAAUGCAACUCUCGACGACUAUGACACAGAAGAGGCAGCGAAAGCCAUAGC